AUGAACGUAUUUCUGUUGAUGUUUCCGCUUGCAAUGGCGGUGGAACUGCGAACACUUGUUUACCAGGACAAGCUUCGUAUAUAUCCUGCCAAAAAGAUAGGCGACAAGAUAUUGCCCAGCUUUGAAGAGCAGCGCAAUGUCGGUCUCAGCAUGAGGCGUAAAAAAUUUGUCUUAAAGGCUGAGAGCCACCUAACGAUUAACCAUUUUUGGAAGCUGCUCGGUCGGAAGGAUGCUGAACUGGCCAAAGGGAGCCAUGCACUGCGGAUGGACGAUAGCAGGUUGUAUAUGUCGCUUUUUAAAUCCCCAGUUGAUAAUGUUACGUUGUUUUCUGUUAUUUUGGCUUCGCUCAAAAUGCCUGAAAACUGCCACGUCAAUUUGGUUGUGGACGAUAACGAAGUCAAGAAAAUAGCAAAGGACGCAGUGCAGGCAUUCGUCAAUGUCGGUCUGAAAUUGAAGCACAUUCUUCCCAAAACCCUCGUCUUGGCAUUGGAUGGCUAUGUCAAGGGCAUUAUUACAAAGAGGUACGUGUUGACGAUCAGCACAGGUGGAGAGAAGGGCGUGUUUUGCUUCUACGCGACUGACAUUGUGGGGGGAGAUCAGAAAGCGAAGCCGACGAGCGACGCGUCUAAAGGUGAGGACAAGAAGCAGGGAGCAGAAGCAGAGAGCAAGUCUGAGGUGCAGAAAAAGAAGGAUGUGAACGGUGGGGAUGCUCUCAAAUUGGUGUUUGUCCAUGAGACAGAGCUAAUAUCGGAUGUUGCUAUCAAAAAGAUUAUGUACGAAUUCAUACGGGGCUUCGUUGAAAAGGCUUACAACAAGUUCAGAACUGAGAAAAGGAGCCUUGAACCUGUAGAAGUCGGCUAUUACCCGUUCGAUGAUGGCGAGAAGAGGCCGGAAUAUUACUUUCUCGUGGAAGAGAUCGCUGAGGAAAUGAUACAUGUGGUGCAAAAGCGUGCACCGACCUAUGUUAGAAUAGAAAUCCUCAUCUAUAACUCGUCUGGUAAGCAGCUUGGUGUGCUGACAAGCCAGGAGUUCCAUCUUGAAGAAUUAUACAGGAAAUUGGACGAGUAUUGUGAUAGGCACCGCGAUGCAGUGGUGGCAUUUGAGGAGAAUCUUGUGAACAGCAUGCUGGGGGCCAUAGACGAUAAAAGCGUAACGGCUGGUGAUCUGUUGAAACACGUUGACGUGGUGUGCAACGGCAUUUCUAUGCAGCUUAAUCUUGUGAAGCAGUUCUUCAAAACGCUAGAAAUCAAGAAUAGAGAAUUUGUGACGUAUUACGGGACAAGUGGCAAUUACUACGAACAGUACAAGAUAAGGGAUGAUCGAGUUUACAGAGCAACAAGUGUGCCCGUCAGCACCAAGAUGUACAAGGAUAUCAUGCACGAGGUAGAAUUGUACGAAAGGUCAAGUAGUAUUUUGGGCAAGCACAGCAAGAUUUUGUAUGACCAUCCCAUUGUGAACACGUACAAAGAUCUGAGAAGCAGGAUAGAACAGGAUGUCAGCGAUCUUACACUCGAUCAGUACAACGAUUUCGUGGACAACUACGUACGUGUGGGCAAAGACUACGAUCCGAAAGAGCUUGAGAUGGCGCAUGCUGCGCUUCGCAACCAGUUUAAAGAGGUUGAGGCACUGAAGAAGAAGGAGCCUGAGAUUCACAAGGCCGUAGAGUCAACCUACAAGAAAGUGAAGGACUGGUAUAAAGAACAUGGAAAGACGAUUCAGGUCACGUACCGUGAUAUUGUGAAUCAGAAGUCUGAGCUGAUGCACUUGAUCUCAGCGUUGAGAAGAGACAAAGCAACAAGAGAAAUGAACGAAGCGAAGGAAAAAGAGAGGCUUGAAGCAGAGAAGAAAGCUGCCAAAGCGGCACUCACCAGGGAGAAGGCGAAGAAGGCUGCUGCUUUUGUUGAGGAAACAGGGUUGGACCAAAUCACAAAAAAUGUUUUGCUUGCUGGAGUGAAUGGCAUUGAUUUUUUCAAAGACUUGGUUGGAAUGACAAGUAAAGAUAAGCACGAGUAUGAUGUACAGCAAAGGGAUGCAUUCGGCGAAAUGUCCCGCAGAACAAAAUACGUGCAGGACAUUCCGCAUCUUGUAAAGCUCUCAUCUGAUGGCGGAGACAACGCCGUUUCCUCGUGGGAAGAGGUAAAUUUUGAUGCGAGAAAGGGAAUGGAGAAGCUCAUGGGGCUCUUGAAGGAUGCUGGUCCGCUUAUCGAUAAUAGCAACGACAGCAUUCUUGACUAUGAAAAGGUAUUGAGGGGCAUGCAAGAAAAGCUGGCGAGCUUGGGCGUUGCCAAUUUUGGUGACAGGAAGGGAAGGGAUAAGAAGCAGAGGAGUAUUUCUCAUGAAGAGCUGUAGUGUCCGUUUUUAAUUAAACCAAA
This is a messenger RNA of Vavraia culicis subsp. floridensis, 2372 nucleotides long. RefSeq lists its product as uncharacterized. The record is from RefSeq and is a predicted model, not a curated record. The transcript has a single exon. Lineage: Eukaryota; Fungi; Microsporidia; Pleistophoridae. Bases 1 to 2349 code for a protein of 782 amino acids.